AUGCUCGACGCGCCGCGAGACCCGGCCGCGGAGCGGUCGGCCGUCGGCGCCUACUGCGUCUACAUCGCCAUCUCGCUACUCGCCAUCCAUUUCGGGCUCACGAAGCGGGGCACGCCGGAGCGGCUGGCCUACACGCACCUCCUCUGGUGGUACCCCUUUGUGUUCCUGCUGCUCUACCACGCCUUCGCGGCCGUGCGCGAGCUCCACGUGGACCUGGAGACGCGCUGGACGGGCACGACGGAGGAAUCCUACGUCUUCUUCCGGCUCUACGUCGCGGCGCAGGUCUGCGGCUGCUUCGUCGAGGUCGGCACGACGGAGCUCGGCGCGAAGCUCUUCCAGAUGCUUGCGCACCACGUCAUCUCCAUCGUCGCCUACGGCGUCGCGCUCACGGACGGCCGCUGCCACUUCUUCGGCUGCGCCGCGGGCCUCUCGGAGGUGUCGACGAUCUUCCUCCAGGGCGUCCUCUUCUCCAAGCACCCCCACGCCAAGGAGUGGUGGCCCGAGUGGUUCACGAUCUUCAACGGCGUCUCGCUCUGGGCCUGCUACAUCCCCUUCCGCCUCGUGCUCUUCCCGGCCAUCACGGCCCUCUACGUCGCGGACGCGCGGCGGGACCCGGCGAAGUCCUGGGACACGGUCCUCGGCGCCCACAAAUACGCCUACCCGGCGACCUUCAUGUUCCUCUUCUUCCUCUCCGGGUUCUGGUUCCGGUCCAUCCACCGGGGCUUCGUCAAGAAGGCGGCCAUCGGCGAGGCCGACGCGCGGCGGCCGCGCGAGGCGCUCGAGAUCCGCGCGCUCAGCGCCGGCCUCACGGCGCUGGUCAUGGCCCUGGCCCUGGACCUGGAGCUCCACGGCCGGGCCCGUUUGGUCGAGGAGGUGCGGCUCGAGGAGGCGGCUAUGGCAUUAGCCACGGCCUGGGCGGGCGUGCUGACCGUCGUCGCGGGCUACUACGCGCACCCCGGGUGGCGCGCGCUCCAGCCGUUCGAGGGCGGCGGCGGCUUCGUCACGGUCCAGGCGCUCGGCUGGAUGCUCUACGCGUGCUCGCUCUUCGCCAUCGUCGUCAUGGCGGCGAACGCGCCGGCGGCGCCGCGCGGCGCGGCCUUCGCCGUCGGGUGUUUAGGGAGCUUCGCGUGCGCGUCGCUGAACCUGUCGCUCCGGCUCUACGUCGCCGCGCCGCGGAGGCCCGCGGGCGCGCCGCGGCGCCGCAGCGCGCGCCGCGGCACCCUGACGGCCCUGGCGCUCCUCCUGGCGCUGAGCGGCGUCGUCCUGUGCGGCGCGGGCGACGCGCUCGCGCGCGCGGGCCUCGCGGACCGGCCGAGCCCUCUCGCGGCCGCGCUGCUCGCGGCGCUGGAGGCGUCCGCGCCGUCGCUCAUCGCGUCGGGCGCCGGCUGCCUCGGCAUCGGCGCGUUGGUGACGCACGGCGUCCACGGGCCGCUGGCCGUGGGGGGCUACCGGCCCUGGAUGCCCUUCGACGGCGGGAGCCGCUUCGUGCUCCUGCAGGCGCUCGCGUGGACGCUCUGCGGCGUCGUCUCCGACGUGCUGCUGGCCGUGGGCCCGGGCGCGGCGGGGCGCAUCGCCGGCUUCCCCCUGGCCCUGGGCGUCGCCGGCGCGGCGGCGAACGUCGUCCUCGUGGCGUCGCUCGACCACUUCGAGGCGGACAAGCCCGCGAGCCGCGCGCGGGCGCCGCCGUCUCCGCGCGCGUCGCCGGAGCGGCUCGCGGCUUUGUUAUUUCUCGCGUGCUCCGUCGUCGGCUUCGCCCUGGGCAUCUACGCGCCGCGCUACGCGGGCGAGAAGGCGCCCGCGUACGUCAUGGCGACGUUCCUCGCGCACGGCGCCGCGCCGCUGGCCCACGUCGGCGGCGCGCGCGCGCGGCGGGGCUACGGCGUCUUCAUGGUCGGCGUCGGCGGGCCCAAGUUCGUCAUCACGCAGGCCUGCGGCUGGAUGCUGUAUUCGGUGUCCGUGCUCGCGACGAUCGUCGUGUUGUGUUUGAACGACGCGGCGCCCCGGCCGCUCAUGGUCGCCCUCGCGCCCCUCGCCGUCAUUUCCUCCGGCAUCAUCGUCGCGUCCGUGCCCCUCUUCGAGGCGCAGGAGACGGCGUUCCCGGAGGCGACGGGCGGCGACUCCGCGGACGUCGAGCGCUGCCGCCGCGCGUGGGGAGUCUCCUGCGACGCGGCGAAGCUCUUCGCCGACGACGGCGCCGGCGGCGCGCCCGCGCGCGCGGCGGCGGCGCGGGCCGCCUGCGAGGAGCUGUGGCGCCUGCGGCAGGCCGCGGCGUCCGCGCCCGCGCGCGCGCUCUUGGACGCGGCCGUCGCGGCUCUCGGCGCGGACGCGGCGAGUAGCCUGGGCCUGGACAUCGACCCGCGCGAGGAGCCGGCGGACGACGACGACGAUCCGGACCCGGGUGAUCUACGUCUAGGCGACGACCUCGCGCUCGACGGCGGCCUCGCGCGGCGGCGGCGGCGGCGGCGCGCGGCCGUCGAAUUCCUCGGCGUCCUGGCGGCGCCGCUGGCGUCGGCGCUGGGCGUCGGUUUAUUGGCCACGGCCGAGUCCCUCGAGGGCCAGCUGUCGCCGGCGCUGGCGGCCUGCGCGUGCGCCGCGACGUUCGCGGCCGCGCCCCUGCAGUUCCGCCUCGAGCGCGGCGACCGCGGCGGGGGCCGCUUCGUCGCGCUGCGGCUCGUGGCGCUCGCGGCCUGGAGCUUCGCCGUGCUCGCGUCCCUGGCGGCGCUGUUGCGCUAUUCGCUGGGCCGCGGCCGCGGCGCGAUCUCGCGCGAGUUCUUCGGGGACGCGUCCGGGUCGCCGUCGCCGCACGCUCUCCUCGGCCUCGGCGGCGUCGGGCUCCAGGGCCUCGCGCUCCUCCUCAGCGAGGCGUCCGGUGCGCCCAAACACCGGGAAAGCAAGCCGGCGAGCCCGCGGAAGGCGCCGAAGCCCGACUGGCGCAGGCGCCUCGCGCUCGUGCUCGACCGCGAGGACGGCGGCCGCGACGGCGGCCGCCUGUCGGCGCGGUCCGUGCCCGAGGAGGUCUGGCUCCUCGUCGAGGCGCACCUGCGCGCGCCGGACCUCGCGACGCUCGCCGCGACGGCGAAGCGGCAGACCUGGUGCUCCGUCUACGCGAAGCCCGCGCGGUGGCGCCGGCUCUUCGCGCGGCGCGGCGCGCCGCGCGCGGCCGCGGCCGCGCGCGCGGCCGUGGCCGCGCCCGCGGCGUCGCCCCUCGCGGCGCUCGGCGACUGCUACGACCGCCUCGAGGCCAUGCUCGCCUUCGCCUUCUCCCGCGGCCGGUCGCGCGCCGCGCGCCGGGGCUCCUUCAGCCGCGCGCCGCCCGCGGCCGUCGCCGACGACGGCGCGCGCGCGCUGGGCUGGAAGUUCGCCUGCUUCCUGCACGACCGGGGCGCGCCCGUGCUGCGCUGCGGCAUCUGCGGCGACGUCGACGACGCCCAGGGGCCCAACGAGUUCGUGCUCGCGCCGUGCGCGGCGUGCGGCGCCGACGGCGCCGCGCACCGGCGGUGCCUCGAAAGGCGCGCGGGGCUGCCCGUCGUCGCCGGCGCCGCGGGCGCCGCGGGCCGCGACGUCGGCGCCUGCGCGCGCUGCGGCCGCGGCCUCGCGCCGGGGCUCCGGCACCCGGCGGGCCCGCGCGAGCUCGGCGCGUGCCUCUGGCGCGACCGCCACCGCGUCGCCGCGCGGGCCGCGCGCGUCGCCGCGCACUUUUUUUUCUGCUUCGCGGUCGCGACGCGCCUCGAGGCGCGCGCGGCGGGCCGCGUCGCCCGGACCUGCGGGGCGUCCGCCGCCGGCGCGGGGCGCCGCGCGGCCUUUGCGGCUUGGCUCGCGGUCCAGUGCUCGCUCGUCCACCUCUUCGCGUCGCCGGCGUUCUCGGUCAUGGUCUCGCGGAUCUGGACGGGGCCGCGCGACCACGUCCGCUUCUACCUGCGGCUCUACGCCUACUACGUCGGCGCCGGCGCCGCCGUCGUCGCCCACUUCUCGCCGCUCGCGGGGUUGUUGGCGCAGGUCGACUGCGCGGCGCCGUCCGCGUUCCGGCGGUGCGCGGCGGCGUUGCUCGGCCUCGCGUCCUGGCUCAACCUCGCCGGCUACGCCGCCGUGUCCUCCGCGUCCCUCUUCCUCUUCGCCAAGGCGAACUACCACCUGCUGACCGUCUCCGUCGACGCCGGCGAGUCCUACGUCGCCGAGGCGAGGCGCUUCGCGGCGGCCUGCGGCCUCGCGCACGUCGAGGCGCAGGUCGUGGCCGGCUUCGCGGGCCGCUACCGCUUCACGCUCGCCGGCGACGUCGCGCCCUACCGCAUGGAGCUGCUGCUGACGACGGACGGCUGCGCGUCGCAGGAGGUGUCCGUGGACACGGGCGCGUUCGAGCACCGCUUCGGCCGCCUCUGGUUCGACGCGCGCGACGACGUCGACGCGCUGGCGGCGGCGGAGUGCGCGCGCAUCAGCGCGCCCGGCGCGGCCCUGGGCGGCUGCGUCGGCGUCGUCGCCGCGCGGCUCCGCGAGGCCGCGCCGCCGCCGCCGCCGCCGUGCGGCGGCGGCUGCCCCGCGGCCGCGGAGCGGCGGCGCCACGACGCGGCGGUCGCGGCGCUCGAGGCGGCGGAAGACGCCGUCGCGGCGCUGGCGGACCACGAGUGGCACGACCCGGCCGCGGCGGCCUUCGCGGCCGCGGCGCUCGCCGCGCGGCGGCCCCCGGCGGCGCUGGACGCCCUCCCGGAGACGCGCGUCGGCGCCUGCGGGUCGCCGACGGGCGCCGGCGCGCCGACGACGUGCGUGAUCGAGGACCUCUACCUGCUCAACGGCGCCUGGUACGCGCUCCGCGACGACGCGUCGGGCGAGCCGUGGCUCCCGGCCCUCGCGGCGUCGAGCGACGCCGGCGCGGCCGACUUUGCGCCGCAGCCUCUCUCGCGGGCCGCCGUCGACGACCUCGCGGGCCUGGGCGUCGCGGCGCGCGACGCGGCCGUCGGCGACGUCGUCCUCUACGAGCGCUACGGCGACGACGCCGCGCACCCAGGCCACGUGCUCACGGCCUUUGGCCUGGCCAUCCACUGGGCCGCGACCCUCGUGGGCUGGGAGGCCGGAAAAGCGCGGCUCCUGCUCACGGACGCGCGGCCGGCCUACGACGCGGACGCGUGGCUCGAGGCCGUCGCGGGGCCCGAGCGGCGGCCGCUCUACCGCCACGAGCUCGAGACGAAGGUCUGCCCGCGCGGGUCGCUCUGCCGCGUGCGGCGGGCCCUCGUCGGCUUCCGCGGCCUCGACUGGAACGCCUGGCGCACCGAGCCGGCGGUCUUCGCGCCGUUGCACCGGAGCUUCGCGGCCGCGGGGCGCAGGCUCAUGGGCCGCGGCGACGGCGCGCCGCGGACGCGGCCCGUGUUGAUCGUCCAGCGCCUCCACUCGCGCGUGCUGCCGCGCGCCGAGGCCCUCGCGGCGGCCCUCGGCGGCGACGUCGCCGUCCUCGACCACCGGCCGCUCCGCGAGCAGAUGGACCUCGUCGACUCGGCGUCGGUCGUCGUCGCCGUCGACGGCGGCGCGCUCGACCUCGCGCUCCUCGCGCGGCCGCGCAGCGGCUUCGUCACCAUCAAGCGGCCCCACGACACCGAGUCCCCCGACGGCUGCCGCGGCUGCCCGACGGGCGGGCCCGAGGGCCAGUGCUGCGACUGGCACCUCGACCUCUUCCGCGCCGCGAACGGCACGUGGCUCGCGGCCGAGUCCCUCAACCCGGGGCCGGGCCUCUCCGUCGCCGUCGCCGACCUCGCCGCCGCCGCGCCGUCCGUCGACGACUUCUUCGCGGCGCUGUCCGAGGAGGAAGCGCUCGCGUCCGUCUGGCGGCGCGCGCCGACGCUGUGGCAGAGCGUGUCCGGCGCCGCGGACCUGUUUUGCUUCGACGACGCCGUCGCCGGCGCCGAGGGCGGCCUGCUGGAGCGCGCGUGCGUCGCGCUCGGCGACGCGGCGGCGCGGGGCAACUGGGUCAGCGAGUACGCGGCGCCCGCGGACCGCGCGGCGCUCGAGGCCGCGCUGCGCCGGGGCACGGUCUUCUUCAACGGCGCGGGCCUCGACUACCCGAAGCUCGCGGCGCUCGCGGCGCGCGCGCAGGCGACGCUGGGCCUGCCCUGCAACGCGAACGUCUACCUCACGGACCCCGGCCGCGAGGUCUCUGUGUCGCCGCACACGGACGCGCAGGACGUGCUCGUCUUCCAGACGGCCGGCCGCAAGCGCUGGCGCGUCUGGCGGCCGCCGGCGAGGCGGCGCGGCGUCGACCCCUUCGGCCGCGGCAAGCACGGCGACGCCAUCGCGCCGGCGGAGCUCGACGAGCCGCUCCUCGACGCGUGGCUCGAGCCGGGAGACGUCCUCUACGUGCCCAUCGGCUUCCCGCACGCGACGUCGACGGAGGCCUGCGACGCCGUGAGCUGCCACGUGACGCUGGGCCUCGACACGUACUUUUACGGGCUGUGCUACGCGACGCUGCGCGCGGUGGCCAUCGCGAGGGCGGGCGGCCGCGACGGCGUCGACCCCUCGCGCCUCGACGACGCGCUCCACGACCGGCUCUUCGCGCCGCUGCCUUUGGGGUUCCUCGACGACGGCGCGCUCGACGACGCGGGCCUCGUCGACCGAAUCGUCGCGGACGUCGCCGCGCUCAACGCCGACGUCGCGGCGGCCUGCGGCGUCGCGGCGCCGAGCCUCGGCGACGCCGCCGCGGUCCGAACCUGCGCCGAGUUCUUCGUGGACCACCACCGGGCGCUCGUCGCGCCGGCGAAGUACGCCGGCGUGCGGCCGCCCGCGGCGCGGGGCUCCGUCGCCGCCGUCGCCGCGCGGGUCGCGAAGAACGCGAAGAACGCGAAGGAGGAGGCGACGCUCAGGGGCCUGGGCGAAUUCGCGCGCCCGCCGCGCUAA
Messenger RNA from Aureococcus anophagefferens, 6876 nucleotides. RefSeq lists its product as hypothetical. The record is from RefSeq and is a predicted model, not a curated record. The transcript has 4 exons. Lineage: Eukaryota; Pelagophyceae; Pelagomonadales; Pelagomonadaceae. Gene Ontology annotation, molecular function: histone H3K4 demethylase activity; histone H3K36 demethylase activity. Bases 1 to 6876 code for a protein of 2291 amino acids. Gene Ontology annotation, cellular component: membrane; nucleolus.